This is a messenger RNA of Periconia digitata, 1503 nucleotides long. The record is from the annotation of a GenBank genome assembly. Lineage: Eukaryota; Fungi; Ascomycota; Dothideomycetes; Pleosporales; Periconiaceae.
UUUUUUGUUUCCCUCGCCAUCAUGGCUUCGUCACUCGCUUUGUUGUGUUUAUCAGUCAAUCUUUUACCCUCUAUCUUCGUCGCAGCCUCGAAUCAUGGAAGUCUCCACAUCCGAGAUGUAAUUCCAUCCGAUAUGAUGGAUGCUUAUGGGGGCUAUGAACUGGUUCACCUUGAAGAACGUGAUGGUGAAGAUGUUGUGUACAUUCAGGAGCGUGCAGAUAAGACAAAGCCUGCCAGUAACGCCAAACCUUCGACUUCGUCUACCCCAGCCCAAGCUUGCAGAGAUUGCGAUUGGUUCACACCCUGGAAAUCUUCAGACCUUCAAAACGAUGGCGAUGAGAUCUUCUCUAAGAGGGACCUUCUGCUCGGCGGCAACGAUUCACCUUCGGAGUCUCUGGUGGCUCGUGGAAAGCACAAGGCUGGAAAAAACUCUAAAUGGAAAGAGAAUGUCUGUGGGUCGGCUGCUGCAGGUGUUGCUGAACUGAAUUUUGGACCGUACAACUGGCCCACCAACAAAGACAUGGAAAAGACAAAGCAAAUCUACGAUUUCAAUCCAUUUGAUGAUCCUUUGUCUUCCGGCUACUAUGAACUCAAACUCAACAAUGCUGUCCAAAUGCGACCCGGUAAAACAAAUCGCGGUGUGUCAGUUGAGCACAUCCUCGAAUGGCAAGUCUUCCUUGACUUCGUCAGGGGUGACGCGGAUCGUUGCACUCAUUUUGCGAAGUACUUCCAGGAAGUGGUACGCGUCGAUGUCACUCUAGAUAGUGGAAAACUUAUCCAAGGAAAAGAAAGGGCAAUCGACUACCUUGCUCACCAGUACCCCGGAAACCAAAAAGACACACUCUUCGGACAGACGUUCGUUGACGAAUUCGUCAGUCUUCACGAUGGUGUGAAUGGUCGUAAGAUGGUGCUCUGGAGCGGUGGCGAUCUUAUUGCUUCGUCAGUAUGGAACCGUUGGAACGCAGGAAAAUCGGACAAAACGGGCAAGGCCGCCGCAGCAAAUGAGAAUCUGUGUGAAGCUGUUACAGCCGUACGAGAUCUCAUUGGUGUGAUCAGAUACCAUACGGAUGCGAACGUGGAGAAGAUCCUGAAAGCUCAGAUUGCUCGUAUCGGAGUGGCUCUGGAGUAUUUGGAGAAAAAAGACGGUCCCUUGAGCAAAAUCGACUACAUCUUUGACCCCGCUAACCCAGCGACGAUCUCCAAAUAUGAAGCGAUGAAGGAGGGUUCUCUAAAAUCACAAUGGGAUACUUACAUCAAGGAGUUGCAUGCUUCAGUGGUCAAGAGUCUGGACGACAAGCUUGAGAAGUAUGUCAACAAUCUGGAAGCUGCCGCAAAGAAAUCGGGAGUGAAGCGAAGCCUUGUCAAGCCGGACAGAAGAGGUGCAGGAAACCCCAAUGGCCCUCUAUGUGGGCAGGAAGCAGACAAAGCGAAGAUGAAGAAGCGGAUUGAUCUCCUUGUUGCUGAGUACAACAAGGUCAAGGGUACCUGGAAGAGCCCGUACUAG